AUGAUCAAGUACAGAGAUGAACUCGAACGCAGAGUGUCUCUCAUCCCUUCAGCGGCUGCUCUCAGUGCGGAGGAUCGUUCUGCUCUUGUGAAAGCUCUAGAGAGCUUGGUUGGACGGCAUUCUAAGAAAUUGGAAUCACCGGAGCUGAAGAAGCGCAUUGCUGCUUUGACUAAAAUACAGGGCCAACUCAUGGACCUGGAAACAAAAUUUUUUGAGAGAAGAGCUGUGUUGGAAGGAAAAUUUCAGAAGCUGUAUGAACCUCUCUACAAAAAGAGAUAUGAGAUUGUUAAUGGUACAACAGAAGUUCAAAAAACCAAAAAAAGAACUGCAGUAGACCAAGAAGGAGAUAAAGCCAGAGCAGAGAAAGGAGUGCCUUACUUUUGGGCUACUGCAUUGAAGAAUGAAGUACUUGCUCAGAAGAUUACAAAGUGUGAUGACGGAGCUCUCAAAUAUCUCAAAGAUCUCAAGUGGUGUAGGAUAAAAAAGUCGAAGGGGUUCAAGCUGGAGUUCUUCUUUGAUCCAAAUCCAUUUUUCAAAAACACUGUCCUAACGAAAGCAUAUUAUAUGAGUAGUGACAGUCCACCAAUGUUGGAGAAGACAAUUGGGACAAACAUAAACUGGCAUCCUGGCAAAAGCUUGACAGCUAGUCUUCUGAAGAGGCCAAGAAAGCGAUCAAAGAAUGCUGAAUUCAUGACCAAACAGCGAAGUUUUUUCAACUUCUUUAACACUCUUGAGUAUCCUGAGCUUCCUGAUGAUUACACAACUUAUAUGCAUCAUGAUAAUUUCCGAAAAAUUGAAGAUCAAUUUGAAGUUCAGAAGGAUCUUGAUUAUGAAGUUGGUAAAACCAUUCGAGACAAGAUCAUUCCGCAUGCAGUAUCACUUUUCACCGGGGAAGCUGUUGAGCGGGGUACUGAUUGUGAAGAUCUAGAUGAUGAUGAUGAUUUAAAUGAUGACUACUAUUCUGAUGAUGAGGAGGAAGAGGAUAAUGAGGAUGAGGAUGAUGAUGAUGAUAAAGAUGAUGAGGACGAUAAAGAUGAUGAGGACAAUGAGGACGAGUUUGAGGACGAUUUUUGA
This is a messenger RNA of Fragaria vesca subsp. vesca, 1074 nucleotides long. Its product is annotated as putative nucleosome assembly protein C364.06-like. Gene Ontology annotation, cellular component: nucleus; chromatin. Gene Ontology annotation, biological process: nucleosome assembly. The record is from RefSeq and is a predicted model, not a curated record. The transcript has 12 exons. Bases 1 to 1074 code for a protein of 357 amino acids. Gene Ontology annotation, molecular function: histone binding; chromatin binding. NCBI's taxonomy places the organism in Eukaryota, Viridiplantae, Streptophyta, Magnoliopsida, Rosales, Rosaceae.